This is a messenger RNA of Orbilia oligospora ATCC 24927, 951 nucleotides long. RefSeq lists its product as uncharacterized. The coding region runs from base 1 to 951 and encodes 316 amino acids. The record is from RefSeq and is a predicted model, not a curated record. NCBI's taxonomy places the organism in Eukaryota, Fungi, Ascomycota, Orbiliomycetes, Orbiliales, Orbiliaceae. The transcript has 2 exons.
AUGUCCAACACAUCCCUAGAUCCUCCUAAUCCCGUCCUCCACCCCCUCGAAGUCUAUAAAAUCAAAUCUCUCCCUCCGAAUGCAUAUUACAUUCCCUCCUUCCUAACCCCCACAGAAUCCACAACCCUCCUCUCUCAAAUCUCCAAACACCCAUGGACAACCCUAACCCACCGUCGUCUACAACCCCAUCCUGCUCCAUUAACCCCGUCCGGACAUUUACUCACCACGAAAUCUCUACCGGAGUUCCUAGUAACUCCUGUUGUUGAUAGAAUUCUUUCUUUAUCCUUUACUUCCUCUUCGAUCUCUUCUUCUUCUACAUCAGAAUCAAACAAUUCUGAUACCAAAAAUAUCGGAACCAAGACCACCGAAGGAAUCUUCACAAAAUCCCCACAUUCCCGUCCAAACCACGUUUUGAUUAACGAAUACCCUCCAGGCACGGGAAUUCCUCCCCAUGAAGACGGAGGAGCUUAUUUCCCCGUCGUGUGCACCGUUAGUCUGGGGGCGCAUAUAAUUCUUCAAGUUACGCCUAAAAAGAAGAUGGUUAUCGAUCAUAAUAAUAACAACAGCUCGAAAGAAGGAGAAGAUGGAGAAAACGGGUCAUCUGAGACUAUUACUGAUGAUAACAAUGAUAAUAAUAAGAACGAUGAUAAUGAUAAUAUUCAAACAACCGUCUACAAAAUCUUUCAAGAGCCGAAUUCUUUACUUAUCACUACGGAUGAUAUUUAUACGGAACAUUUACAUGGGAUUGAGGCUGUGAAGGUUGAUGAGGGGUUAACAGAUCAGAUGGUGGCGAAUUGGGAGUUAUUGAGUGAAGAGACGAGAAGAAGGAUUGUGGAAGGUGGUGGGAAGGUUGAAAGGGAGGAGGUUAGGAUUAGUUUGACGUAUAGAGAUGUACUGAAGGUUAAGGAUGCUGGGAAGUUGUUCGGUGGGAGGGCUUUGGGGAGGAGGUAA